Molecule: messenger RNA, 2793 nt
Organism: Dracunculus medinensis (Guinea worm)
Lineage: Eukaryota; Metazoa; Nematoda; Chromadorea; Rhabditida; Dracunculidae
Source: the annotation of a GenBank genome assembly
CCAAUAAUUCCGGAACAUCUCUUACGUUUAUCUCAUCCGAACGUGAGCGAUUUUCUAUUCCAUAAAGAUGUGGGAUCUGAGGAAAAAAGAUACAAACGCGAGGAUUACGAUUCUUAUCCGCUUUCAUGGGAUGAUAAUUCUUGGGAAAUACCGUUUGAUGAUCAGAACACAGAUAUUGACUGGUCUAAUAGUCCAUUAAAUCCAAUCAAACAAUUAACUACGAAGAAAAUUUUGCGGCAAAAAGGAUCGAAUCAAAGAAAAAAUAAAUAUACAAAAUCCACAUCAACGAUAACGACAACGCCAACGCCAACGCCAAUUAGUGACAGUGAAAAAAAAGAAGCGACUGAACAAACACGUCACGACACUCUCACUGAAGAAAAUGUUCAAGUUGGUUUGAUGUUCGGCUCAAAAGCUCUUGUCCAACUCAUAGUAAAUCCGUGGAUUGGUCCACUCACAAAUAGAAUUGGUUAUACAAUUCCUAUGUUUACUGGUUUUUGCAUAAUGUUUCUUUCAACUUUAUUAUUUGCAUUCGGAAAUUCAUUCGGCGUAUUAUGGUUGGCCAGAGCAUUACAAGGUGUUGGAUCCGCUUGUACCAGUACAUCAGGAAUGGGAAUGCUUGCACAAGCUUAUCCGGAUGAUGCGGAGCGCGGAAGUGCUAUGGGUAUUGCGUUGGGUGGACUUGCUCUAGGAGUUCUUAUUGGACCACCUUAUGGCGGCAUACUUUAUCAAUAUAGCGGAAAAGAACUGCCUUUUCUCCUACUAGCAUUUGUUGCUCUUUUUGAUGGAUCACUUCAAUUUCUAAUUCUUCAACCUCACGUUGAUCGAGGUGAACCUGAAGGAAAAGCCCUCAAACAGCUGAUUAGUGAUCCAUAUAUUGUAAUUGCUGCAGAACCAUCAUUGCCAUUGUGGAUGAUGGACAGCUGGCAUGCUAGUUCAUUUGAGCGUGGAGCUGCUUUUCUACCAGCAAGUGUAUCUUAUCUUCUUGGAACAAAUAUUUUUGGACCACUUGCACAUAAAAUUGGACGGUGGCUAAGUGGUUUCAUUGGACUCAUAAUUAUUGGAAUCUGUUUAAUCAUGAUUCCACUCGCUCGAGAUGUUUAUGGGCUAAUCGCACCUAAUUUUUUUAUGGGAUUUUCUAUAGGAAUGAUUGAUGCAUCGAUGUUUCCAUUGAUGGGCCAUUUGGUUGAUUUAAGACAUGUCGGCGUUUACGGAUCGAUUUAUGCGAUCGCUGAUGCUGCAUUCUGUUUCGCAUUUGCUUUAGGACCAUUUUUCUCUGGUCCACUUGUUCGAAUUUUUGGAUUUGCAACCAUGUUGCGUAUUAUCGCUGUGAUUAAUUUCGUAUAUGCACCAUUUAUGUAUUUAUUAAAAAAUCCACCAGCAACAAAUAUAAUUCAGGAACAAAUGACGACGAAAUUCAUCGAAAUAUUAAGAAAAUAUAAAAAUAACCGAAAAAUACUAUUGUUAAUCGUUUAUAUAGCUUUAUUCCUUGAUAAUAUGCUUCUCACAACAGUAAUUCCAGUAAUUCCAAAAUAUCUUUUGCAUAUUUCUCAUUCGAAUAUAAGCGACAUUUUCUUAAGCGAGAAACUUUCAUUAUAUUCCGAAAUGAAAGAGAAGCAUUCGUUGGACGAUUCGGUAGAAAUACUACUCAAUAAUUCGAAUGAAGGCAUACAAAUGAAUCAAAAGAAAAAAAUUUUCUAUAGGCCAAUUAUUAACAAAAGCCAAGAAAUUAUUAACGAGCAACUUCAAGAAUGGCACGAAAUCUUCGUCGAAGCAAAUAGUAAAAUGGGAUUUAUGUUUGGUUCGAAAGCUCUUGUUCAAAUUUUGGUGAAUCCCUUGAUUGGUCCGCUUACAAAUCGGAUUGGAUAUACAGUUCCUAUGUUUACUGGUUUUUGUAUAAUGUUUCUUUCAACCUUAAUAUUUACAUUCGGUGAAUCAAUUGUUAUAUUAUGGUUUGCGAGAGCAUUACAAGGUGUUGGAUCCGCUUGCACCAGUAUAUCAGGAAUGGGAAUGCUUGCACAAGCUUAUCCAGAUGAUGCAGAACGUGGUAGCGCGAUGGGCAUUGCGCUAGGUGGACUAGCGCUAGGAGUUCUCGUUGGACCACCAUACGGUGGCCUACUCUAUCAAUUGAGUGGAAAAAAGCUUCCUUUUCUCCUUCUAGCUCUUCUUGCUCUUAUUGAUGGAAAGUUAAACCUUUCCAAGUCUCCUAAUCCGCUUGCUGUUAGAUGGAAAAAAAUAUUUAUAUGUGCUAUCACUAUUGGGAAUCUUGGCAUUGCGAUGCUAGAAGCAACAUUACCUCUAUGGAUGAUGUACAGCUGGCGGGCUAAUUCAUUUGAACAAGGUGCUGCUUUCCUACCAACAAGCAUAUCUUAUCUACUCGGUACAAAUAUUUUUGGACCACUCGCGUAUAAAAUUGGACGGUGGCUAAGUAGUUUCAUUGGACUAGCAAUUACUGGAAUCUGUUUGAUCGUGAUUCCAUCCGUUAGCAACAUUUUUGAAUUAAUCGCGCCCAAUUCACUCAUAGGUUUAUCGAUAGGAAUGAUUGAUGCAUCUAUGUUUCCACUUAUGGGUUAUUUAGUCGAUAUAAGACAUAUUGGCGUGUAUGGUUCGAUAUACGCAAUUGCUGACACUGCAGUUUGUUUUGCAUAUAUUUUAGGACCAUUUUCUUCCGGUCCACUUCUUCGACUUUUCGAAUUUUCAACUAUGCUAUAUAUUUUUGCUGCGAUUUAUUUCAUAUAUGCACCGUUAAUGUUUUUAUUACGGAAUCCAACUUCUUCAAUGAAUGCAUUGCUAUAG